Diorhabda sublineata is the source of this 729-nucleotide messenger RNA. RefSeq names its product jerky protein homolog-like. The transcript has a single exon. Gene Ontology annotation, molecular function: nucleic acid binding. The record is from RefSeq and is a predicted model, not a curated record. The coding region runs from base 1 to 729 and encodes 242 amino acids. NCBI's taxonomy places the organism in Eukaryota, Metazoa, Arthropoda, Insecta, Coleoptera, Chrysomelidae.
AUGAAAAGAUCAAACUUGCCUAUAAAAGCUUUACUCGUACUUGACAAUGCUCCAGGCCACCCAAAUGAACAAGAACUUCAAUCAAGUGAUGGGAAUAUCCAAGCCAUCUUCCUACAACCAAACUGCACACGUUUACUGCAGCCGAAAGAUAAAAAUGUUAUCCAAAAAAUAAAGUCUUUGUAUAAAAAUAAAUUGCUGAUCCAUAUUAUAUCUCACGAUGGUGAUGUAACGCAGAGCCUUAAAGGAUUGAAUUUGAAGGUUGAUGCCUGGAAGUCUGUUUCUCUUAACUUAAUCCAAUCUUCAUGGAAAAAGUUGUGGCCUACUAUGAUUGAUGUAUCAGAAACAGAAGAAACAAAUGAAUGGGAUACUGAGGAUGAUGUGCCUAUUGCCGAUUGGGUUCAAAAUCUAUCAGAAAAAGGAUUGGAGACAAGUGAAGAAAAUUUGAAUUCUUGGUUUGAAGGAAUCGAAGGAACAGAGGAAAUUAUGACUGAUGAAGAAAUUGUAUGUGAAGCAGUACAAGAAGAAAGCUCUGUAGAAAUAUUGGAGCCACCAACUACUACAACUGUUGUAAGAGUUAAACCAGAUGAAGCAUUGAUUUGUUUCAAUACCUGCAUAACAUGGGCAGAAGAAAACGGUAUAUCUGCCAAAGAUAUUACAAUUCUUCGCAACAAGCGAGAAAAGGUUUUUAAAGCAAGGACUACAAGUUGCACAAAAGCAGACCUCAAUUAA